This is a messenger RNA of Bipolaris oryzae ATCC 44560, 708 nucleotides long. RefSeq lists its product as uncharacterized. The record is from RefSeq and is a predicted model, not a curated record. The transcript has 2 exons. The annotation marks the transcript as partial. Lineage: Eukaryota; Fungi; Ascomycota; Dothideomycetes; Pleosporales; Pleosporaceae.
UAUUAUUUUCUUUUUGGAGAUAGAAUCAUGGCAUUUCCACCGGGAUUUAGAAUGAUUGCCGGUAAUGCUAGUAAGCAAAAUGACUUUAUUCCCCCUUCAGACAUACCACAAUCUCUGUGGGGUCCAGAAGAGAAAACACCAAAAGCACUCGCUGAAAAAGCUAUUGGGUUCAAUUGUUUAAAUUACAGUGGCGCUGCUGAGGGGUCUUUAACUCGCCAUCUACUUCCAAAUAAGUCUUUCAUUGAUUCAAACUGCGCUGAUGGCAUUCGCCUUGAGCUGAUGUUUCCAUCAUGUUGGGAUGGCAUUUCUCUUGAUUCCAACGACCAUGAGUCUCACGUUGCCUAUCCAGAUCUUGUUAUGGAGGGCACAUGUCCUGCAGAUUACCAGACUAGGAUCCCAGCCCUAUUCUUUGAAAUGAUUUGGGACACUUCUGUGUUCCGUAACGUCUCUGGGCGAUUCCUACUUAGUAAUGGCGACCAAGCAGGUUCUAGCUACCACGGCGACUUUCAGAAUGGUUGGAACAUAGCUAAAUUGCAGCAUGCAAUUGGUAGUUGCACAAAUUCAUCGGGCCUAAUUGAAGAUUGUCCAUUCUUUUCUCUACAAUCACCAUCACAAGCAAGCCAAUGCAAUCUGCUACCGCCAGCAGAAGUUGCUAAUGAAAGCUGUACUGAACCCCGGUCAGGUCUUUGCGGUAAUAUUACUUUGUAG